GCCUGAGGCUCUGUGUAUCACCUGCCCCUUCAGGCAUCAACAUUUAUGAGCUAGCGCCCCCUAAGGGCCCCACUCGGCAGCCCCUGGAGACGCUGGGCAACUUCCGUGGGUGGUACAGGACAGAGCAGCUCCAGCACAACUGCAGCUGGACGGUGAAGCAUCAGUGUGUGGAUCUGCUGGCCGAGGGCCUGUGGGAGGAGCUUCUUGAUGACGAGCAGCCAGACAUUACUGUCAUGGACUGGUUUGAGGACAGCCGGCUGGACGUGUGUGUCUAUGAGUUGCACGUCUGGCUGCUGGCAGCUGACCGACACACCAUCAUUGCUCAGCACCAUGUGGCCCCCCGGACCUCUGGGAGGGGCCCUCCUGGUCGCUGGGUCCAGGUGUCCCACGUAUUCCGCCAGUAUGGCCCUGGUGUGCGUUUUGUCCACUUCCUGCACAAGACAAAGAACCGCAUGGAGCCUGGUGGGCUGCGGCGAACAAGGGUGACUGACUCCUCCGUGUCUGUGCAGUUCAGGGAGUGACUGGCUGUUUUGACCCCUUGUCUCAUCCUAAGUGUCUGACUUCAUCGCCCUCCCCGCCCCCAAACAUCUGAAUCUUUGGCAUUUCCCCUCACUCUCGGGGCUCCAGGAGGGCAGGGACCAUGUCUUCCCGAGGCAGUGCUUGACAGAUAGUAGGUGCUCAAUAAACCCUUGUUGACUAAACCAAUAAACACCUGUGCCCAAGGA
This is a messenger RNA of Myotis davidii, 725 nucleotides long. RefSeq names its product non-specific cytotoxic cell receptor protein 1 homolog (zebrafish) (gene NCCRP1). Gene Ontology annotation, molecular function: ubiquitin protein ligase activity. Gene Ontology annotation, biological process: SCF-dependent proteasomal ubiquitin-dependent protein catabolic process; glycoprotein catabolic process. NCBI's taxonomy places the organism in Eukaryota, Metazoa, Chordata, Mammalia, Chiroptera, Vespertilionidae. The record is from RefSeq and is a predicted model, not a curated record. Gene Ontology annotation, cellular component: SCF ubiquitin ligase complex; cytoplasm.